Dichotomopilus funicola is the source of this 2865-nucleotide messenger RNA. RefSeq lists its product as uncharacterized. Lineage: Eukaryota; Fungi; Ascomycota; Sordariomycetes; Sordariales; Chaetomiaceae. The record is from RefSeq and is a predicted model, not a curated record. The coding region runs from base 1 to 2865 and encodes 954 amino acids. The transcript has 3 exons.
AUGCCGUCCAGAAUCCAUUGGUCUGGUAGCAAGAACAAUCGCUCGCAGCACAACCUGGUGGGAUCGACAGGUGCCGAGGACCCCCUUCCGGUGCCCGCAUCAGCGGCUGGCGUGAACUCCCCGAGUGCGGGUGCGGGCGCUGCAAACCCCCCUUCAGCCUCGCCCAACCCGGCCUUCAGCUCCAGCGAAUCCUUUCAGCCCGACACCGCGGCCGGCCGGGCUAAUCACGCACAACCACCCCCUCCUCCGCCGUCGCACUUGGUCAAUAUCUACGGCAACACCACCUCCGUUACUGCCGGCCCCAACACCGCCGUCGGUCCGCCCCAGCUGCAGCAUUCCAAUAGCAUUUCCAGUGCUUUUGACGUGCGCCAGCGGGAGCAGCAGGAGUUUGCCGACCAAGUGACGCGCUCUCAAUCGUACCGCUACACUCAACCCUCCCCCACUUCCACUCAACUGGCCCUGCUCCAGCAGCAGCAACAGCAGCACCAGCAACAACAACAACAACUGCAACUGCAACAAAACCAGCAACACCCUCAAGGGUCUACUUCCGCCGAAGACCUCACGUCUCCCGGCCACCCAAGCAACAUUUCAUCCCCUAUCCUUGGAUCGGCCCAGCCUUCCUACGGCCAGCCGCGGCCACAACCCCAGGGCCCGCCCCCCAAAGCUAAACAAUCUACCCGCAAGCUGAUCAAAAACAUCCUCAACCCCCGUGGUCAGGACUUCGCGAACCAGGGCAACAGCCAAUACGGCAGCUCUGCACCUGCACGUAGAAACUCGAAGCGCGUGAGCCUGCCGCCGUCGUACCCCCCGAUUCUUCGGACCGGCGUCUCUCAGGUCUCUCUGGAUCAGCAGCAUCCGCUAGAGUGGCAGAACCAGGGCCCGCCAACCCAGCCGUCCCCCUUGCAAGGUGUAGGAGACUUCCACGACUCGUACGUAAUUGAGGAUUCUGACCGGCAUCUGCACCUGCAGCAUUCACAGGACACCCAUCACCCUACUAUUCGGCCAGUCCCUCCCUCGGACACCGAUACAUCGUAUUCGGCCGAGGACACGGCGUAUCACCAGCACCGAGAACACAACCUGUCGCACGGCCAGGUGUCUCCUGAGCUGCAACAACAACUGCAACAGCAGCAGCAGCAGCAGCAACAACAACAACAACAGUACGGCCUCGCUGUCUUUGAGCCUGCCCCGCAUCAGCAGCAACAGCAGUCACCGCCAGCGAAUCAGUACCAAUUCGCGAGCCCGCAACAGCAACAGGCUCAGUACCCGGGAAACACCCAGCAGGCCUUCGCAGGACAUCUCGCCCUCAGCCCGCAGCCGCAAAACCCGGAGACAGUGUCACAACUGUCGCAUGAAUCUCCGGUCCCCGACUCAGACCAACCCUCUACAAACAAUAGCAUACCAGCAUCGGCCGUGCAGACCACAGUGAACUACCCCUCGCCCCCACCACAGACGCAAAAUCACCCGCCCGCUGUCCAAUCACCCGCCCCACAACAACAACAACAACAGCAACAGCAACAACAGCAGCAGCAGGACAUGGUCCCACCAACCGGCGGCCCGCCACCAGCCCGCAGAUCGCAGGAAACAGACAAGGCGCGCGACCAGGUGCAGCCACCCCCCGGGCCGCCUCCCAGUUACCGGCAGAGCCAGCAACCCAAUAUGAACCCCCUACCACAGCCUCCCAAUGCGGGGCAACAGAACCCCAACUUCCGGGCCAGCAACGUUCCGGGCGGGCAGCAGUUUGACGCCCAGGGUGAGCCCCAAGGACGCAACAGUCCUCAACCCCCGCCUAGUGACCGUGGCGCCGAGGACCCCGAGAAGGCGUUUAAGGAACUUUUGACCAAGUACAAGAAUGUUAAACGGCUAUACUUUGACGGCAAGAAGGAAAUCGAGCAACUGAAUGGCCAAGUAGAGCAGCUCCAGAAUGCCGUCGCCAACCAACGUAUAUCGCAGAGCCGGACGUCGCUUGAUGAUAGCGAAUAUGCCACACGUUUUAAUCGCCUCAACGGUGCCAUUAACAACCUAUCCUUCAACAUUCGUAAGGAUUGGGUCACGGUACCGUCGUGGCUUGCCCCGUUCGUGAGCGCCGACGCCCUCAAGACGGGCAAGCAGGAGAUGACGGCGGUCGGGCGGGCGGUCAUCACGCGCUGGAUUGUCGAGGAAAUUUUCAAUCGCUGCUUCCAUCCCGGCUUAGACGCGGAGCUCAGCAGACAACUUAAGAUUGUUGAGCUUAACAUUAGGCACUUCAGUUACACGAUGACCAGCCAGGAAGAGUACGAUGCACUCACGAGUAAAGUGGUCAGCUGGCGCAUGACUACACUCGAGGGCCUGCAAGACGUGCUCAACGGCCCGGACAAUGCCAACCACCGUGCGGACUUCACGCGACGCGCCACCAGCAACUUGACGGCGUCGCUCUUCCAGCAUCUGUCUGACCCGCCGCCCGCGGGUGUCGACGGCAGUGCCAGCAUGAUCAUCGAGCUGGCAGUCGGCAUUGCCAGCAACCUUCCGCUGGAGAGUCGAGAUGUGGCUAUCGUCUACCCGCUGCCGGAGCAACCGAUCCAGCCAGAUCUGAUGGAUGUGGAGAAAACGGGCCUUCCAGCGCUAGAGGCUCGCCCGUCGGACGUGAGCGAAGAAGGCGUGGCGGAUGAGGGGAACGGAAACGGUGGCGGGAAAGAAGGACAAAGUAAAGAUGGUGCUGGAGGAGCAGCGGGAACAGGCGGCGCCGGCGGCAAGGACCGACGUGGUGACAAGAGAACGGCUCCCCCACAGCCCAAGGAUACGGCCAAGGUGCGCUUUGCCGGCUUCGUAGCUGUUGAGGUGCGCGGCCGGCAGGUGCUUGUCAAGGCGCCCGUUUGGACGCUGGCAUGA